AGUGGAAGUGAAAGUGAAAGUCAAAUAUUUUUUACAGGAUCCAUUUUGUGAAUACGUCCAAUAAACUGUAAGGCAAAUUCUCAAACUGAAAAGCAGAUUUUAGAGGUCUACAGGUCUGGCUUCAAAGUCCUUGUACUAAUCUGACACUGAGGAGGAACGUUCUGUAUUUAAGAGAGUGGAGGGAGUGGAAGGGGUACUGCCUCUAAAAUGAGUCUCCCUGGGGAACAUGACACGGACACCAAAGCUAAGAGCCCAAUCCAGCAGCAGAGACCAGCCUCACCUGUACCCAGCUAUGUGUCCAUGAAGAGUGACAGGUCUAUGGAUGUACCUUUCAAGUUCAGUGAUGGAGGGCCUUCUAAUGAGGAAGGGAUCAGACAGGAGAGACCAGCCUCACCUGUACACAGCUGUUUGUCCAUGAAGAGUAACAGGUCUAUGCAUGUACCUUUCAAGUUCAGUGAUGGAGGGCCUUCUAAUGAGGAAGGGAUCAGACAGGAGAGACCAGCCUCACCUGUACACAGCUGUUUGUCCAUGAAGAGUGACAGGUCUAUGGAUGUACCUUUCAAGUUCAGUGAUGGAGGGCCUUCUAAUGAGGAAGGUGAUGGAGGAGGACCUUUUAGUUAUGAAGGAGAUCAACAGAGGUCAGACCAGAGUCACCAUGACGACUUGACUUCUAUAUUCACAGUGCUUGAGGAGACUGUCAUCAGGUUUGUGAAGGAAGAGCUGAAGAGGAUGAAGAGGAUUCUGAGUUCAGAUUUCCCAGAAGGCUUAGAGAGUCAGAGGGAGGACCAGGAAGUGGUGGACCCUGAAUAUCAGAAGCAGGAGAGCAGUGCCAGAGAGGGAGCUCUGAAGAUCACACUGCACGUCCUGAGGAACAUGAACCAGAAGGAGCUGGCUGACACUCUGGAGAAAAGAGAGCUUUCUCAUCAUAAACUCUCACGUAAACUCAAAUCUAAACUGAAUAAGAAGUAUCAGACUGUCUUUGAGGGCAUAGCUCAACAAGGAAACCCAACUCUUCUCAAUAACAUCUACACAGAUCUCUACAUCACAGAGGGUGUGAGAGCAGAUGUCAAUAAUGAACAUGAGGUGAGACAGAUUGAGAAAGCAUCCAGGAAAUCAGCAAGACCAGAGACAGCCAUCACAUGCAACAACAUCUUUAAACCUUCAGCUGGAAGAGACAUCAGAAUUGUUCUUACAACAGGAGUUGCUGGCAUCGGAAAAACUGUCUCUGUGCAGAAGUUCAUCACGGACUGGGCUGAGGGACUAGCCAAUCAGGAAAUCCAGUUCAUCUUUCCUCUGCCGUUUCGAGAGCUGAAUCUGCUGGAUGGAAAAAAGUUCAGUCUGAUGGAACUUGUCCAUCACUUCUUCUCAGAAACCAGACAAUCAGGAAUCUCCAACUAUGACAAGAACAACAUUCUGUUUGUCUUUGACGGUCUGGAUGAGUGUCGACUGCCCUUAGCCUUCAAAAAGAACAAGAGCUGGUGUGAUGUCACAGAGUCCACCUCAGUGGAUGUGCUGCUGACCAACCUGAUCAAAGGAAACCUGCUUCCCUCUGCUCUCAUCUGGAUCACCACUCGACCGGCAGCAGCCAAUCAGAUCCCUUCGGAGUGUGUUGACCUGGUGACAGAGUUCAAUGACCCACAGAAGGAUGAGUACAUCAUGAAGAGAUGCAGUGAUGAGAUCCUGGCCAGGAGAAUCAUCUCACACAUCAAGGCAUCAAGGACUCUCUACAUCAUGUGCCACAUUCCAGUCUUCUCCUUAAUGUGUGUGACAGUCCUGGAGCACAUGCUGAGAACAGAGAAGAAAGAGAAGAUGCCCAAGACCCUGACUGAGAUGUACACAGCCUUCCUGGUGUUACAGACCAAACAGAAGAAGGUGAAGUAUCAUGGGAAAACUGAAACAGAUCCACACUGGGAUGAAGAGAGCAUUAAGAGCAUUCUGUCACUGGGAAAACUGGCUUUCCACCAGCUCGAGAAAGGCAACCUGAUUUUCUAUGAGAAAGACCUGAUAGAGUGUGGCAUUGAUGUCCGUGAUGCCUCAGUGUACUCAGGAGUGUUCACACAGAUCUUCAGACAGGAUGGUAAAGUCUUCCAGGAGAAGGUGUUCUGCUUUGUCCAUCUGAGCAUUCAGGAGUUUCUGGCUGCUGUAUUUGUGUUACUCUCAUUCAUCAACAACAAUGAGAAUCUGAUGUCUGAGACUCCAUCAGCUUCCAGCUCCAACAAACUGUUGGUUUUGUUCAGAGAGAAACCAGAAGUCCGAUUCUACAAGAGUGCUGUGGACAAGGGCUUGCAGAGUAAGAAUGGACAACUGGACCUUUUCCUACGCUUCCUCCUGGGCCUCUCAAUGGAGUCCAACCAGACUGACUUACGAGGCCUACUGACUCAGAACAGUAACAAGACAGAGAGCCAUGAGGAAACAGUCAAGUACAUCAAGGAGAAGAUCAGAAAGAAUCCCUCUCCAGAGAGAUGCAUGAAUCUCUUCCACUGUCUGAAUGAACUGAAUGACCAUUCUCUGGUGGAGGAGAUCCAACAGUACCUGAGCUCAGGAAGUCUCUCCAGUGAGAAGAAGCUCUCAUCUACUCAGUGGUCAGCUCUGGUCUUUGUGUUGCUGACUUCAGAAGAGAAGAUGGACGUGUUUGACCUGAAGAAAUACUCCAGAUCAGAGGAAGGUCUUCUGAGGCUUCUGCCAGUGGUCAAAGACUCCAAAACUGCUCUGCUGGAUGACUGUAACCUCUCAGAAUGGUGCUGUGAAGCGCUGGCCUCAGCUCUCCCCUCCUCAGAUCUGACAGAGCUGGACUUGAGUAACAACAACCUGGGGGAUUCAGGCAUGAAGCUGCUCUCUGCUGGACUGGGGAAUCCACUCUGCAAGCUGGAGACACUGAGGCUGUCAGGCUGUCUGGUCACAGAUGAAGGCUGUGCUUCUCUGGCCUCAGCUCUGAGGUCCGACCUCUUCUGCCUGAGGGAACUGGACCUGAGCUACAAUCAUCCAGGAGAAAAAGGAUUGAAGCUGCUCUCUGCUGGACUGGAGGAUCCACACUGCAGACUGGAGAAACUCAAUGUGGAUCAUUGUGGAGAGUGCAGGAUCAAACCUGGCCUUAGGAAAUAUGCCUGUGAGCUCACACUGGACCCAAACACAGCACAGAGAGAACUCUCUCUGUCUGAGAAAAACAGAAAGGUGACAAGGAGGAUAGAGGAGCAGCCGUAUCCUGAUCACCCAGAGAGAAUUGACCACUGUCCACAGGUGCUGUGUAGAGAGGGUCUGUCUGGGCGCUGUUAUUGGGAGGCAGAGUGGAGUGGUGCUGUUUUUAUAGCAGUGACAUAUAAAGGAAUCAGCAGGAGAGGAUGGAGUACUGUCAGUAUGCUUGGAUUCAAUAACAAGUCCUGGAGUCUGAGCUGUGAUGAUAACAGGUACUCUGCCUGGCACACUGAGAGCACUGCCAUACAUGUCCCCCCCUCCAGCUCCCACAGAGUAGGAGUGUAUCUAGACUGGCCGGCCGGCACGCUGUCCUUCUACAAAGUCUCGUCUGACACACUGACCCACCAUCACACAUUCCACAACACAUUCACUGAGCCCCUCUAUCCUGGGUUCGGCGUUUAUAAUCCUGACUCCUCAGUGUCCCUGUGUCAGGUAGAAUAGCACACACACUCUCACACACUGUGCUCACAUAGAUGUUGUUGGCGGCCAAUUGGAGAUCCUCAAACUUUGCCGCAGAGAGUUUUGUAUAUUUAUUGGGAUUUGACACAAACAAGGUUGUGCAUCCAAUACAGCGGUCAGCAAAAAUAAGAUUUCCCCCAUCACCCCCUGUCUCCUUACUCAAACACACAGGUGAACAAGUUAAAUACUCUGACUUCCUCCGCCCCCACCAGGUGCCCUAAUUACCGUAAGCAACCUGGCUGUUACACAUGUUAUUGAAGAUUAAACUGUAUACAGUUGUAAUUGAUAUCCCAGAGUGUUUGAAAAUAUUGGUGUGUGUUGAAUGUUUGUUUUGUUUUCAUUGUUGACUAACAACAAUCCUGUCUUUGAUCUCAGUUCCACUGAAUGUGAUGAACUAAAUAGUGUCUUACUGACUAACUAAGGAGAAAUAAAGAUGUUUUAUACACUCUAUACCCACCCCCUCCUCUAUACCCAACCCCUCCUCUCCCCCUGACC
Messenger RNA from Hypomesus transpacificus, 4146 nucleotides. RefSeq names its product protein NLRC3-like. Gene Ontology annotation, molecular function: protein binding. NCBI's taxonomy places the organism in Eukaryota, Metazoa, Chordata, Actinopteri, Osmeriformes, Osmeridae. The record is from RefSeq and is a predicted model, not a curated record.